Messenger RNA from Angiostrongylus costaricensis, 3282 nucleotides. The record is from the annotation of a GenBank genome assembly. NCBI's taxonomy places the organism in Eukaryota, Metazoa, Nematoda, Chromadorea, Rhabditida, Metastrongylidae.
AUGGACAUCGAGGCUAGUCAAGCUGAAGCUGCAGUCAAAAUCACUAAAUCAUUUCCGUUGACGGAUGAAUGCUCACCGUAUAAAGCCAUGGUGGCAGACAGAAAGGCAAAGCAAGGUCCUCUGUUCUUGUGGUGGAUGGCAUGUCAUGCCUGGGUGCGAGAUAACGUCUACGUAAUUCAUGCUCUUUGGGCUCUUUAUCGUGCAUACAUAAAAUGUGCGGAGUUUGAUGAGGAUCUAAACAAAGCUAACGAAUUGGGUCUUACUUGUGUGAAGAUGAUGCAGUCAUUGUUGGAGUGUAUGAUGCUUCAGGCAGAAAAAGUGGAAAUGUUUAAGAAGUACCAGCGACCAGUUGAUGCCUUGCACGCCAAGUAUUCCGUAUCCACAAAAGGCCAAGUUUGCGGAGACACUGAAUGGGGUCAUCUUCAGAUCGAUGCUACCUCUCUGUUUCUUCUCACACUCGCUCAAAUUACUGCUUCAGGUCUUCAAGUAGUGCGUAAUUUCGAUGAAGUUGCGUUUAUACAGAACCUUGUAUACUAUAUUGAAACUGGUUAUCGUACUCCAGAUUUUGGGAUUUGGGAACGCGGUGAUAAGACAAACCAGGGCAUUCGAGAACUUAACGCAAGCUCGAUCGGGAUGGUGAAAGCGGCACUGCAAGCAAUGAACGACGUUGGGGAUCUAUUUGGAGAUGGCUCUAGGAGGUCCGCAAUUCAUGUUUUACCCGACGAAAUUGAACAGUGCUCUGCUGUACUAAGUAGCAUGCUACCCAGGGAAUCUUUCAGCAAGGAGACCGAUGCGGCGUUGUUAACAAUAAUCUCUUAUCCCGGAUUCGCAGUUGAGGACGCGGAAUUGGUGGAGCGCACUAGAGAUACAAUAACGUCGAAAUUACUUGGAAAAUAUGGAUGUCGACGGUUUCUUCGUGAUGGCUAUAGAACUGCUUUAGAGGAUCCAUAUCGUCUAUACUAUAACAAAUCGGAAUUACAACAAUUUGAGAAUAUCGAGUGUGAAUGGCCUCUGUUCUUGUGCUUUCUCAUGUUAGAUGCCAUGUAUAACAAGAACUUGGAGGAAGCUGAGGACUAUUGGCAACGGCUAGAGAGUGUAAUCGUUUCGUCGGGAAAAGGAUUUCGCCUUAUUCCAGAAUUAUACAAAGUUGAACGUGAACAUGUAGCAGGCGAAAAAAGUGAGCGCGGUUCACAACCAAGAGUUUCGGAUGGUGCUACGCCGUACCUAUGGGCACAAUCAUUAUAUGUUAUAUGCUGCUUACUUUAUGAGGGAUUUCUUACUCCUGCUGAAUUGGAUCCACUCAGUAGAAGAAUGUCUUCUCAAGAAAAACGCCCUCCUUGUGAAGUUCAAGUGACAAUAUUGGCCCAAACCAAGGAAGUACAACGUGAAUUACUUGCAAAUGGUAUUACCGUACAGUGUGUGGACGAAAUUGAUCCAGUGUUUACAAUUUUACCGGCAUCUUCUCUUGCCGAAAUUCAUGCGAGGAUUGGACAGUCGAAAAAGCUGAAUCUCAGCGGGAGGCCAUUAGAUCGCGACGUAGGUUUGCUGAGCACCAGUCGGCUCUACCAAAUCGGGAAUAAAUUUGUAAUUUUCACUCCACAGAAUGGCUUAUCGGAUUUUUCCAAUAUCUCCCUGAAUCGCUUUAUGAAGUCGACAGUUCUAGGCACAAUCAAAAAAAUAAACACAGGCUAUCUUGGCGGAGCCAGAGUCGUAAUGAGAAAUCUGUCUGACUUCUUCCGUACAACACCAGUGAGCAAACUUGAAUUCAAUGACAGUGCAUGGGAAUUUCCUUCUGGGGAACUUGAAGCAAAGAACCAGUUCUCACUGCUCAGUGAUGCUGGAAAUUACGAAAAAAAUGGAUUUUCUGUAGCGCGAAGAACCAUCCCAAUACGACGCGGGGAUUCAAUCAAAGGUCGUAGUUCGUACAACCUCGUACAUAAGGUAUCCAUGCAGCUUCGAUCAAUCGGGCUUGGCAGCAAUGAUAAUGGUUCGAGUCCAGCUGCCGGGUCAACACCUGAGAACAACACCAGCCAUUUGCGGAGCAUGUUGAAAACUAACGCUAUCAAUACCGAUCUUGAUUCGGUUGGACCUGACCACGAUGUAUCUGUUAACGGUCAGAAUGUUACGGUACGAACAUUAAUGGAAGAGGUCUAUACAAAGUCAUGCGAGUUUCGCCUCUGGGCGUUGAUUCGUCUCGCAGCAGGACUACUUCGUAAGAAUCUCGAUGAGUUAGGGAAAGCUGUAACACAUCUCCUCGUUCGACAGAAGCAAAUAACUGUUGGUAUGCCAUCAAAAAAAGAAGAAGCAAUCACAUCUCCGAAAACAAACGAAGAGCUUAAGGCAAUCAUGCAUCGUGCCUAUUCGAAUGAUCCUAACGCAUUCACGUUAAGUCAGGAAAUCAUCAUUUCGCUGGGAUCACUUGUACGGACAGAACCAAAGCUAUUUGUUGAGAUGUUCCGGUUGAGGAUUGGCCUAAUUAUACAGGUAUUGGCAUCCGAGUUAGUUCGCAUUAGGAAUCUAUCGGCUGCAGAUGCUGCUGAAAAUUUGAUGACGAUCAGUCCAUUUGAACUUAAAUCGAUGCUUUUUUCGUUAUUAAGUGGACGACUUCUUGAAGAAUAUGUGUAUGAUGGUGAUGCGCCGAAGGAGACGCGUACAGGAAUAGGAAGUUUUAGGCGACAUAUCGAAGAACGAAAGUCUAUGCGCAAAUCAAUGCGAAAGAUUGAUGGUGACGGACGCACAGAUUCCCCUACUCCUGCUUCUGAUGCGGAUGACGAAGAACUCAGUGAAGACGACUUUCAAUUCGGCAUAUGGUUACGACAUCGUCGUAUCGAUGGUGCCUUAAAUAGAGUACCGAAUAAUUUUUAUGCGACAUUGUGGGAUACGGUCAAUCGUCUACCACAAGGAAUUCGAAUCAAUGACACAAUUUUGCACUGGGGAUUAACACAAGAAAUGACUCGACGCGAAAUGAAAUUUGCGUUAGAGGUUGAGCAGGUGGUUGAAGCGUUGUGGUUACUUGGAAGAUUGGAUCGCGUGGUUCAGUGUGAUGAACCCAAAAUACCAACUGAUCGUCCUCUGGACAUUGACUUUGUACUUAGAAAGGCGAAUGACAUAUUUGUUCAGCACAACCGCGAAAUGGGUACUAUCGUACUUGAGUGCUGCGGUUCUGGAAAUAUAUGCGAUGGAGCUCGUGGUAUCUGUCGCCAUCUCUACGAUUCCGCUCCGGCUGGAGAAUACGGCACUAGCCACUAUUUCAUCAAAGCGAUGAUUGAAAUGUUCACAUGA